Echinostoma caproni is the source of this 1200-nucleotide messenger RNA. Lineage: Eukaryota; Metazoa; Platyhelminthes; Trematoda; Plagiorchiida; Echinostomatidae. The record is from the annotation of a GenBank genome assembly.
AUGAUGUUACACAUAUUCAACGAGAAACGUAAGCUUCAUAAGAAAGCGGUUUCUGAUAGUGUGCGGUGUGUGAUGCAUCCGGAUGAAUCUUUCCCCGAAAGACUAGCCUCUAUUCUGAAGAAAUCACACGAAUUAAGACGGGACACAGAAGCCGCGGAGGUAGCCAAAUGGUUAAAAGGAAGAGUCACUGCUUUCAAAACUGUUUCCGUGGAUGUACUUACUCGACUUGUGAGAGAAUGCGAAAUCGAAACUCGCAAGCCCUAUGAGCUGAUUAUUCGAGAGGGAGAUGCUGCUGACCGUAUGUACAUAUUGCUCUCCGGUUCGGCAUCCGUACAUCAAAUAGGCGUCUCGGGAAGGGAAACAGAUGAUCAAUGGAUUCGCGAAACCGACCCAAAUCCUGUUACCGUUUGUGGAGGGAAAACGGACGAAGCGCAAUCAGAAAAAAGUAUGGAACAGGAGCGAGCAAUAACGACUGUCCGAAAUCUCGAUGACCUUGGCCCUCGGGUAUCCCUGCUCACAAGUGGCGCGAUUUUUGGAGAAGUAGCUCUCAUUGAAGCGUGUCGUCGCACAGCAAGUAUAGUCGCGUUGCCAUCAAACGAUGACAACAACGGGGAGAUGUGUAGUCGUCGUCCUCGUACUCACUAUUCGACGGACUCGAGCAAUGAAUCCAAAGCAGAUCCCUUAGUAUUCAAGCAACUAACAACAACCAGUGAUGUGGAUAAUUGCGAUGAUGAUGAUAAUGAUAAUGAUGAUGAAGAUAGGGAAAAUCACGCGGAAGACUGCGUUCAGUUAGUGGUCAUCUCCCGAACUCUCUAUGACAAGACCGUUCGAACUGUAAUUCAAGAGCAGUUUCAGUUUCGUAUCACAUUCAUCAAUCACUUGCCUUAUUUCUCGCAAUUGACUCCCCGGACGAAGGAACAAAUAGCAUUUGGAUUGGAAACGGAAACUUAUCCGCUCGGGAGUGCGAUUGUCCAUCAAGGCUCUCCAUUCAAAGGAUUGUACUACCUAAUUCGAUCCCAGUCUUGUGAUCCGACCGAAAUUUUGAUGAAACAAUUACUCCUGGAACGCAACUACACCCAACAGUUAGAUAUUGAUGUUGCCCUGUUCCUGAAUCGCCUCAGUAAAGAGGAUCGGGAAAGUUGCUGGUAUCCGAAGGAAGAACCAGGAACCUCGAACCAGAACCAGGUGAGUGAUAAAUAG